CUGAUUAUAAGUUGUUAGACAUGAGAUUGUAGUUGCUGAAUUAGAACUUGCUGAUUUCAUUUUCUUGUAGAGAUUAAUGUGGGAGGAAUAAUAUCUUCGGCUUUUAGCUGGAUAUACCAAACCACUAUAUAUCAUUGAAACUGCAUCAUUUGAUUGGGAGAAGUCUUCUGAAUUUUCUCUGCAAUUUGAAGGAAUGUCAAAAAUUAGAGACAGAACAGAAGAUUUUAAAGAUGCUGCACGUCGUUCAGCAUUGUCUUUGGGAUAUGAUGAGGCUCCGAUCGUGCAUAUAGCUUCAUAACUCCCUUAUGUCAGCUGGAGAGCAUUGGAGCUCUAGAGCAAUUUUUGAUGAAAUACAAAAAGGAUUAUGUAGAUUUGCACAGUAUAACAGAACAAGAGAGGGAUAGCAUUGAGCAUGAAGUUACUGUUUUUGUAAAAUCAUGCAAAGAGCAGAUAGAUGUUCUCAAGAAUAGUAUAAAUGAGGAAGAUGCACAUUCAAAGGGAUGGCUUGGAUUCAAGGGUGACAAUCUGAAUGCUGAUACUAUAGCACACAAGCAUGGAGUGGUUUUAAUUUUAAGCGAAAAGCUUCACUCGGUCAUGUUACAGUUUGACCAGUUGCGGGCAAUCCGCUUUCAAGAUGCUAUUAACCGAGUAACACCAAGAAGGAAACGGAAGAACUCUACUAAAUCAAAUGCUACAGAGACCUCUGUGUCUAGUAGUUUCGACCCCGACAUGAAAAGGGACUCAGAGAUCAGGGACUCUGAUAUAUCACAAGCAGCACCUAUUAGAGUCCAAGAACAACUUUUGGUGCGCUCCAGGUUAGUAGGAAGUUUGCUGCUGGAGGAUUUAGUUCCGGAAAACAAUCAACAUGUGGAGGCUAAAAUCACAAUCUACUUUCAUGUACUCUUACCUACUAUGAUUACUCACAUGAUGCAGGUAGAGCUGAACAGUCUCCUGGAUUCUGUUCAAGAAACAGAAACAAAGAUGGUGGAAAUGUCUGCGUUGAACCAUCUUAUGUCGACUCAUGUUUUGCAACAGGCCCAACAGAUAGAGCUUUUAUAUGAGCAGAUUAGCAACAUUGUAGCUAUUUUAGUUUCCAGUUGGAUAGAAUUUCUAUUUUGUUAACAUAACAAGAAAGUCAUUUUCUCUCGUUUGUUUAAAUAAUUCUGACAAUCUCUUCAUUUUCUGUA
Nicotiana tabacum (common tobacco) is the source of this 1187-nucleotide messenger RNA. RefSeq names its product syntaxin-81-like. Gene Ontology annotation, biological process: retrograde vesicle-mediated transport, Golgi to endoplasmic reticulum. Gene Ontology annotation, cellular component: membrane; SNARE complex; endoplasmic reticulum. Lineage: Eukaryota; Viridiplantae; Streptophyta; Magnoliopsida; Solanales; Solanaceae. The record is from RefSeq and is a predicted model, not a curated record.